Messenger RNA from Notechis scutatus (mainland tiger snake), 3134 nucleotides. Lineage: Eukaryota; Metazoa; Chordata; Lepidosauria; Squamata; Elapidae. The record is from RefSeq and is a predicted model, not a curated record.
GUAUUGCAGCUGAAACUUCUGAGCUCCUCCUUGAAAACUGCAAUCAAGUUUCUAAGUACAUGUUGUGGAAAUGGGGAUCUAAACAGCAGCUUUUCAACAUAGGCGCAAGCUCUUGCCUUGGACUCAAUUUCAGUAACCCGGAGCCAUCCCUAGUAAUGACACAAUGUGACUCCCCUCAGCAUUUGCUGCAGUGGCAAUGUCAUGGAAAGGCAAUUAUUGGGGCAUCACAGUACAAACUUGCAGUCGAAAAGAGCAAAUUUAUUGUAGUUAAAAAAAUUUCGAACUAUGGAUGGAAACAGUUCGGGUCGCACGAUGACCUUUGUGAACAUGCAUUUGGAGAAAUAUAUACCCUGUUGGGAAAUUCCCUUGGUUUGCCUUGUGUUUUUCCAUUUAAAUACAACAAUAAAUGGCACUAUGAAUGUAUCAGAGAUUUCAGAGAAGAUGGAUAUCGUUGGUGUGCCACAACAAGCCACUAUGAACAAGAUGAAAAAUGGGGAUUGUGCCCAAAUUCUGGGUCUGGCUGUGAUAUUUUUUGGAAGAUAAAUGCAGAUACUCAGAUUUGUUACCAGAUCAAUCUUCGUUCUGUUCUCUCCUGGAAUGAGGCACGUGUUGCAUGUCAGGGACAAGGAGCAGAUCUGUUAAGUAUCACAGAUAUGAGGGAACAGAAGUAUAUUGGUGGUCAAAUUGAGCAAAUGAACACAAAAGAAGCGAUGGUAUGGACAGGCUUAAAUCAACUGGAUGAAACUGCUGGCUGGCAGUGGUCAGAUGGUGCACCUCUGGCUUUGGUGAACUGGCAAAUGGAUCCCAUUGACAGUUCUUUAGGACCACCUCGUUGUAAAGCCUUUAACUUAAAAAUACAAAAUGAUUGGCCAAGUUACCCAUGUGAAUCUGGACUACCAUAUGUAUGCAAAAAAUACUUAAAUGCUACUGCCCAUGAAGCAAUUGAUUCCUGGAAAUUUUAUCCUACUGACUGUGACAGUAAUUGGUAUCCAUAUAAUAAUUACUGCUAUAAACUUCAUAAAGAAGAAAGGAGCUGGAAGGAAGCAUUUUUCUCCUGCCAGGAUGAUAAUAGCACACUCAUUAGCAUAACCUCUUUGGCUGAUACAGAGAUGCUUAUUAACCUCCUUGAAUACGAAAACGUAACAGACACUUGGAUUGGACUAAGCUGUAAUAAGACUCCUGUUGAGUUUGAAUGGUCUGAUGGAUCUGCCGUAAUUUUCACCUACUGGAAUAAACAAGAACCAAAUAUUCUUCAGAAGAAAGGACAAAUUUGCGUUUCAGCUCAGCAACAUGAAGGACGCUGGAAAGUGAAAAAUUGUAAAAGCAGAUAUUUUUAUAUUUGUAAAAGAAGAGGGAAUAUAGGCAAUCACGUUUCUGAAGUGGAAUCAGGCUGUCCAGAGGGAUGGGAAAGACAUGGUGGAUAUUGUUACAAGAUUGAUACAAUCCCUCGAAGCUUUGAACAUGCAUCCAGUGGCUAUUACUGUCCUUCACUUACAACAAUAACAAGCAGGUUUGAACAAGGUUUCCUGAACAGUAUGAUUCAUCAUCAAGGGAACACUGACCGUCCUUAUUUUUGGAUAGCAUUUCAAGAUCUAAACAACACAGGGGAAUAUACUUGGCUCACUGAAGAUGGAAAACAUCAUUUUGAGAUCUAUACAAACUGGAGAAAGUAUCAUCCCAGAUAUCCUGGAGGAUGCGUUGUUAUGCGACAGGAAGAACCCAUCGGCAUGUGGGAGGUGAAAAAUUGUACAACCUUCAUGGCUAAAUCACUGUGUAAACAAGAUGCUAAUUUCCGUGAAAAAAGUGAUACCAACAAGCAACCAAAUUAUGAUGAAAGUUUUAAUUCUUGCAUGCAUGGAUGGGAAUCAGGCCAUUAUCUGCUGAACUGCUACAAGGUAUUCCAUACUGAAAAAGUAUUAAUGAAAAGAACUUGGGAGGAGGCAGAAACUCUAUGUCAAGAUUUUGGAGCACAUCUUGCCAGUUUUAAACAAGUCCUGGAAGAGGAUUUUUUAAACAAACUUUUAAACACAAUGUUUCAUACAGAUGAUGGAAGACAAUUCUGGAUUGGAUUUAAUAAAAGGAAUCCAUUAUCCGGAGGAGCCUGGGAAUGGUCUGAUGGAACUCCUGUUUCACCUGCCUUUUUAGAGAAAACUUCUAUUGAAGAUAAUGUGAAAAACUGUGCAGCAUAUAAAGCUAAUGGGACUAUUUUGCCACUGCGCUGCAAUUCGGAACGUGAAUGGAUAUGUAAAAUACCAAAAGGUGUGAAACCCAAGACUCCACAAUGGUAUAUUAAUGAGUUACCAUGGUUUUAUUAUCAAGGAGCAGAAUACCUUUUCUAUGACAGCCCUUCACACUGGGACAGUUUUCAGUUUGUGUGUGGUUGGCUCCAUGGGGAUAUAGCAACCAUACAGUCCUCUCAAGAACAAGAAUUUAUCCAAAACAGAAUAAAAAAGAUUUCAAAAAAAAGUAGCAAUUGGUGGAUUGCAUUGCGUUCAGAAAUACCCAGUGAAGAAUUUCAAUGGACAGAUGGAUCACCGUUAUUGUAUCAGAACUGGGCAGGAGAUAAAGACAGACCAAAGCGAACUCAAGGACAAAAAUGUGCUUUUAUUUCUUCUCAGACAGGACAAUGGGGCUUUGCAAAUUGUACCACUUCUCUACCUUGUGUCUGCAAGCGUAAAAAUGUACAAAUUACUGAGAGAGAAAUUUUGAAAGAAGAAUAUCAAGGAACAUGUCCUAAAGGAUGGCUGUACUUUGGAUUCAAGUGUUUCCUGGUGCAGAUUCCAAAGGAUCCAGCUCACUUAAAAAGUUGGUAUUCUGCUCAAAAAACCUGCAGCUACUAUGAUGCAUCACUUGUAUCAGUUGAAAAUGAAGUUGAACAAGCUUUCAUUGCAAUGAACCUAUUUGGACAUAAAUCUAAUGUCUGGAUUGGCCUGCAGAACCAUAAUUAUGAAAAAUGGCUCAAUGGACAAGAAGCGGAAUUUGCCAACUGGUCUCCAGCACAAGGCUACUUCAAAAGAUGCCCCGUCUGUGCAUGCACAGCACAUCAAUCAGAUGAAAUUACUGGGCUUGCAGAGAAAGAUGGGAGCACCUUUCAAAGCAGCUGUAUGAGUCUCAGAGAUGAUGUAGCUCCUUGA